UAUUUAAGCUUUUUUAGCUUUUCAAAAAGUUCAUAUGUAUCAGCUGUCAUUUAAGCAAACUGCGCAUGUCAAAUAAAAAAUCCACGAGGUUCUGGGGAAAAGACCUAACAAAUCUAUCAAAAAGUAUUAAUGGAAAGAGUAAUGACAGGUAGUGGAAAAACGCAAAAUAUAACGUCAUUAUUGUUUUAAUUAUUUCCAUUUGCAUUUCAGCUACAAAAGAAGGUGUUUUUAACAAAAGCCUUGUGACAUAAAGUAUUUAAUCACCCAUUAAUGUGCGGUGUCAUUAUAAUUCAAGGUAUCUACGUUUGCAAAUCAAAUGAAUAUGAGGAAUUUGUUUAUGGUUAUAUGUUGCUUUUUUCUAAAUAAUUUUUUUUUGAUAAAUGCUGACGAAUCUACAGCUAGUUUUACUGGCAAUGACUACAUUAGGUACGAAAUAACAAAUAAACAAGAAACCCGUAAAGAUAAAGUUACUAUGCGUUUCAAAACAACAGAAGCCUUUGGUGUGUUGAUAUAUAGCUGUGGAAUACAAGGAGAUUUUCUCCUUUUAGAGCUACAAAGGGGCAAACUUGUUUAUACUGGAAACUUUGGUUCAACCCUUGAAGAAUACGGCGCUCAUAAAAUAAUUCAUGAAAAACAAUAUAAUGAUAAUAGUUGGCAUGAUGUUGUUAUUUUGAGAGAAAAUGGCACCCACGUUUAUUUUACGGUAGAUGAUAAAACAAAAUCGUACAUUUCGCAUUUAGACUUUGAACAGCUAAAUCUCGAUUAUCUUUACGUGGGAGGUCUGGGCUUAGCUCAAAAAGAUGAAACAACAUGUUUGAAUAUCAAAGAAAAAACUAAUUUCAUUGGUUGUAUGUCAAAAGUUAGAUUUAACAGCAUAGAUUUAUUGUAUGGUGCAAUUGAGAAGUUCACGCACUUUAAAACAUUUGGCCAUCUAUCUUUUACAUGUCCUGAUAGCAAACUGAAUAUAUUUGGGUUUAGUUCUGUGAAUUCACAAAUGACUUUACGAAGAAAUAUACUAAAUGUUAACGAUUUGAAUUUUGCUUUAGAGUUACGAACAUUUGAACCAAACGGACAAAUAGCAACACAUCUAUGCACAAAUGGUGCAAUUGAGAUAAUACUUGUGAACGGAAAACUUAAUUUGAUUGUUUCUUUCAUAGGCUUGUCUGCUCACAAUGCCGUUACUAUAAAAUCAGAGAUAAAAGUUGACGACGGUAACUGGCACGUUAUUCGAAUUUCGGUACAACGAAAUGAAGACAUAGUCAAACUGCAAGUAGAUCAUGUCUCAGAAAUUCAUCAGUUUAAAAGCUACUUUCGAUUAGGAAGCACUGAUGGCAUAGGGAACUUUAUGGGAGAAAUAACUAUUGGAGGCAGUACACCCGAACUUCCUUGUUUACUUGCGUGCUACAGAACAAUUGAAGUUGAUAAUGAGCCAGUUUUAUUUGAUUCGAGUAAAAUAAUAAAAAAGCGUGAAGUUGGUAAAAACUGCAACAUUAGUGAUUUAUGUUUUCCUAAUCCUUGCCUUCAUAAAGGAGUAUGCUUUCAAUCAUUGCAGACAUAUACUUGCAAUUGCACUAAUCCUGAUUAUUCAGGAACAAAUUGUGAAACGUGCGUUUACAAAAGAACAUGUCAUGAAUUAAUGGAUAGUGGAUUUACUGAAAGCAAAAAUUAUAAGCUAUGUUCUAAUAAUGAGCAAGUUUAUCAAGCUUAUUGUGAUAUGAGUUCAGGAGAAACAAUUAUUGGCCAUAAUAUUAAAAACGACACGCGUGUUGAUGAAGGAGAAAAGGUGGAAGGAACGCAAUCCUUUUAUAUACAUCCUGUUAAAUAUUCUGUAGACGUACUUUCAAUAAUCAACUUAAUGGAAUUGAGCUCUUUGUGCAAGCAGUAUAUUAGAUUUGAUUGCUUCCAAUCAAAGUUAUUGGAUGGAGUUGGAAGAAAGAGAUACGAUGACUACAAAGGAGCAAGAUGGUUAUCUAGAGAUAGCGAGCGGCAACAUUUCUGGGGGAACUCAAAUCCUGAUAGACGAACGUGUAGCUGUGGAAUGGAUAAAUCUUGUGCAAAAGGAGACGAUGGUAAACCUUACGACUGUAAUUGUGAUGCUGGCGAUGCAAAAUGGCGUUUUGACGAUGGUUAUUUAACGCAAAAAUCACUCUUGCCAGUCACCGAAGUUCAAUUUAGCAUUGGAAAAUCAAUGAAUAUAAAAUCUUACUUUACUGUUGGGGAGUUAAAAUGUUCAGGUACAAAAGUGAAGCCUUCCGAUAUUCCAGUCACAACAAUGACUACAACAGUUAAAUUUGAAAAACCAAAAAUUAUUAACAACUCGAUGUUUUCAAUUCGGAAAUUUGAUAACGUGACUAUACUUACUUUGCCUGCUUCAUCUUCUUCAGUUAGAGAUAGUAUUGACACAUUGUUUUCAAAGCCAUGGCUCAUAACCAUUGUGUGUAUUGGAGUUUUGCUGUGUUUGUUAUUAGUCGUCUUAGUGUUUAUUUUGUUUCGUCAAAAUCUUGGAAGUUUGCUGAUUAAGUGUGUGUAUGGAAAACACGUUAACAAACCAAAAAUUGAAAUUGAGGAUUAUAACAGAUACUCUACGGUAACUGAGAAUCAAUCUGAUUGGGAUAUUCACCAUUUAUCGACUACUUUUCCCACAAGUACACCAGCCCCAUCAUACGGUCCAACUGAUGAUGAAGAAAGCACAGUUGAUAUUCGUUGUCGAACAGUAGACGAUUUAAGAGUUAAACGCAGUUUAAAAAAGUUAACUAACUGGGGAAGUCGUACAGCUUCUGCUCCAACAGUCAUGGGAUCAGUUAACAGUCUACAAUAUAAAAAUGAUAACGUGCAAGCUCCAACACACAAUGAAGUUAUUUCUAAACCAAAUUGCAAAAAUAUUUUUGGCUCCUCUGACACAGCAUUUAGUACAACUGCAACUGAUGGUGAAGCGGAAUCCAUAAUUGAUAGCAGUGCAUCUGAAUAUAGUCAAAAGUCAAGCUCCAACUCAGUUAAAAGUUCAUUAAAAGAAUCGGAGCACGAAUCUCCUCUUGGAAACAAAAAGUUAACUGACGUGAACAUAUUAAACAAAAAUGAAAACAAUGAAAAACUUCAAAAGAGUAACGAUAAAUUUUACUGUAUUCCAGCUCCAAUGCCAACGAUGUAUAGUGAACCUAUGAAAAAUCUUAUUCCAAUAACGCCACUUCCUCUUAACGGAUAUCGUAAUCUUAAAACAGUUAGAUGUGGACUUCCGUAUGAAUUUGGUGGUCACCUGGCAAUAAUAAAUAAUAAUUCUAACAGAUGCCAACUUAAGAACGCAUCUUUAACAAGAAUAAUUCCAGUGAGACGUGUUUCCGUAGCGUCAGAAAAUUAUAAACCAUACCCACAUCCAACAAUUCAAGAGAGAUGCGAGGAAACCACUGACAGUGAGCAUGACACGCUGCACUAUUUCUAUGACAAUCUUUGUAAUUCAGAUGGAUUUUAUGACAACAACGAUGGAGACCAAGGUUUUUCGCCUUCCUCGGAAACUAGACCUUUAUUUGAUGAAAUAAAUUCAAGGGACGAACAAGAAAGAGAAGCCGAUGAACAGAUCAAGUUACUAAAACGGAAAGUAAUCGAAAAAGCGACUUCUUUUGACGAAGGGUACUAGACAAUGUAAUAGGAAAUAAAUAAAAACGAAAAAAUUUAAAUAACUUUUA
Messenger RNA from Hydra vulgaris (swiftwater hydra), 3680 nucleotides. RefSeq names its product contactin-associated protein-like 2. The record is from RefSeq and is a predicted model, not a curated record. Lineage: Eukaryota; Metazoa; Cnidaria; Hydrozoa; Anthoathecata; Hydridae.